AUGAGUGGUGUUGACGUGAAGCGCUUCGUGCGCUACUUCUACGACCCUCCACCAAAAUAUGAUGACAUGUCCGGGGCCUCUAUCUGGUUCCUAGGCAAGGAGUAUCCAGCGACACCGCCAAAGCCUGUUUCUACUACCGAUCACGAAGACAUUGUCGAAGUCGAGUCCUCAACCGAUUCUCAUGAUCCCUCCGAGGCCACCGCAUCGACCCAAGAUGAACAGCAAACGUCACGACCACCAGCGCAGUCUGGCAGUUUCGACGACGCCCAGCAUGUGUCGGGAGACAACCUUCCCUCCCUCUCGAACGAUCCAGCGGACGGUGGUUGGCCCCAGCCCUUUCUCGACGAUUUCGAAUCAAGAGUGUGGAUGACCUAUAGGUCCAACUUUCAACCUAUACUACGAUCGCAAGAUCCAUCAGCGGCCUCAGCGAUGACCUUCUCUGUACGCCUACGCAAUCUGACAGAGCGAGAAGGCUUCAGCAGCGACACUGGGUGGGGUUGCAUGAUCCGGUCUGGACAGUCUCUUCUCUCCAAUGCCCUAGUGAUGCUGCACCUUGGGAGGGAAUGGAGAAGACGACAGAAAUCCGAGCAAUCUACAGCCUCUUCAGAUCCAAAGUCUCUGCAAAGGACAGAAGCUUCUAUCCUCUCUCUCUUCGCUGACGAUCCCGCCGCGCCAUUUUCGGUCCAUCGCUUCGUCUCUCAUGGGGCAUCCGCCUGCGGCACCCACCCAGGGCAAUGGUUCGGUCCCUCAGCUACGGCAUCAUGCAUCGAAGCUCUUUCUUCCGAAUCAGCCUCCUCUGCUGGUCUUCGGGUCUACGUAACACCAUCUUCAAGCGAAGUCUUCGAGGACCGGUUCCGCAGCAUUGCCGCUGCCUCCCCAACAGAUCCUACCAUCCAGCCAACCCUCAUCCUCCUAGGCAUUCGACUAGGUAUCGACCGCAUCACACCUGUAUACCACGAAGCUCUCAAGUCCUCAUUGACCUACCCUCAAUCAGUCGGCAUUGCUGGAGGUCGGCCCUCAUCGAGCCACUACUUCAUCGGCUGCCAGGGCGACCUAUUCCUUUACCUUGAUCCGCACGAGACCCGCCCUGCAUUACCGUAUCACUCCCAUCCUUCAGAAUAUACAGAAGAAGAAAUCAGUUCGUGCCAUACGCGUAGAUUGCGCGGCCUGCGAAUGUCUGAGAUGGAUCCUAGCAUGCUGAUUGGCUUCCUCAUUCGGAACGACGCAGACUGGGAGGACUGGAAAAGAAGGCUCAAGGAAACGAAGGGUAGAGCCAUCAUACACGUUUACGACAAAACGCCACCGACGCCGGGCCAGGAGGAGCGGAAAGAGGCGGUAGACGAGGUGAGCACCUUCGACGACGAGGAGGAAGGCGAUGGAGACGAUGCUGUGACCGUGACGGGAAAGGAAUGA
This is a messenger RNA of Cyphellophora europaea CBS 101466, 1413 nucleotides long. RefSeq lists its product as uncharacterized. The coding region runs from base 1 to 1413 and encodes 470 amino acids. Gene Ontology annotation, molecular function: protein-phosphatidylethanolamide deconjugating activity. The transcript has a single exon. The record is from RefSeq and is a predicted model, not a curated record. Lineage: Eukaryota; Fungi; Ascomycota; Eurotiomycetes; Chaetothyriales; Cyphellophoraceae.